Saprolegnia diclina VS20 is the source of this 1052-nucleotide messenger RNA. RefSeq lists its product as hypothetical. The coding region runs from base 98 to 991 and encodes 297 amino acids. The transcript has a single exon. The record is from RefSeq and is a predicted model, not a curated record. Gene Ontology annotation, biological process: post-translational protein targeting to membrane, translocation. Lineage: Eukaryota; Oomycota; Saprolegniomycetes; Saprolegniales; Saprolegniaceae. Gene Ontology annotation, cellular component: endoplasmic reticulum membrane; endoplasmic reticulum.
CCGCAGCCAAUCCAACGCGACGCGACGCAAUCAGCACUGAUACCAUCAACCAGCAACACACGCAGAGUGGCUCAUUCUCACAUUCGCGACGACGUCCAUGGCGCCGCAGCUCAUGACCGACGCGAUGGACUCGUUCCUGCAGCAGCAGUUUGACGCUGCGCCACGCACGGUCCUGGACGCGCCGUCCGCCGCUUCGCCCAUCGUCGUCCUCGAGAUGGACGAGACGCAAGCCAUCGCAGACGCACUGCGCUCGCGCAAGACGUACCGCGAUGCCAUCGAGAUGGAGCGACGCGUCGAGUACUUUCGCGGCAAGGACAUCCGCCGCUGCUUCCCGGAUGCGUCGCCCGACACGCUCGCGAGCUACGGCCACUCGCUGCUCUACCACGGCUUUAUCCACCGCUCCGAGAAGGUGGCGACAGCCAAGAAGCUCAAGGGCACGCCAACGACGCUCGCGAUUGCAAAGGACCAGGCGUUCGCGACCGACGGCUUGUACACGUGGAUGUACGAAGGCUCGGCGACACUCCGCAACGUGCUUACGGUCGCGCUGGUCUGCUUUGCAGGCCUCUGCACGCUCUACCCUCUCUGGCCGCUCUGGGCGCAGUCGGCGGUUUGGAACAGCGGAGUCACGCUGGCACUCGCGAGCACGGCCGUUGGGUGUGUGCGCGUGAGCGUCUGGCUUAGUAUUUGGCUCGCAACGGGACGCCAUGUGUGGCUUCUCCCCAGCUUUCCUCUGCUUACGUCGCCGCUUCUGGAAGAAGGCAAGGCGCCGCUCGGGUCGAUGACAAAGCGACUGGUCGUGGCAACGGCACUCGUGGCGACCGCAGCCUACUUUGUCUACAAUCCCAUGUCGUUUGGGAAGCGCGGCGCGUUCGGCUUUGGGCGGCAGCUCGUGCGUGAGGCGUACAAGGGCACGGUGCUCAACCGCUUCUCGCAGCAAGAAAAGGACUUUGUCUACUCGAUCUUCCGCGUCCUCCGCCGCUUGCUCGUGUAACUCUUUCGAUGUAUAUUUAGCGUAACCCAGCAUGUACACUAUUCUUUCCGUAACUUUAGCG